UGUGUGGCGGGGGGAGGCAGCGGUGACAGCCGCGGGGAGGGGGCGGUGGAGAGGCGGCUGGCUCUGCUCGGCACUCAGCUGCACUCUGCCUCUAGCUCUGCGCUCACUUGCUGCCCAAGCCUCCAGCUCCUGCCCUAGGACCCCCAGGUGGGCCUUAAACCAGGCAGGUCCCAGACAAAAGCCCCAGCCCCUACGUCUAGCUCCCGGCCCAGCCAGGUCGCUCCGCCUCCAGGGGGCGCCGUGUGAGCGCCCCAUCCCGGCCACCCGGCGCCCCCUCCCACGGCCCAGGCGGGAGCGGGGCGCCGGGGGCCAUGCGGGGCCAGGGCCGCGAGGAGAGUUUGUCCGAAUCCCGAGAUCUGGACGGCUCCUACGACCAGCUUACUGGCCACCCUCCAGGGCCCACUAAAAAAGCCCUGAAGCAGCGUUUCCUCAAGCUGCUGCCGUGCUGCGGUCCCCAAGCCCUGCCCUCAGUCAGUGAAACAUUAGCCGCCCCUGCCUCCCUCCGCCCCCACAGACCCCGCCCGCUGGACCCAGACAGUGUGGAGGAUGAGUUUGAACUGUCCACGGUGUGUCACCGGCCUGAGGGUCUGGAGCAACUGCAGGAGCAAACCAAGUUCACGCGCAAGGAGUUGCAGGUCCUGUACCGAGGCUUCAAGAAUGAAUGCCCCAGUGGAGUUGUUAACGAGGAGAACUUCAAGCAGAUUUACUCCCAGUUCUUUCCUCAAGGAGACUCCAGCACCUACGCUACUUUUCUCUUCAAUGCCUUUGAUACCAACCAUGAUGGCUCUGUCAGUUUUGAGGACUUUGUGGCUGGUUUGUCGGUGAUUCUUCGGGGAACCAUAGAUGACAGGCUGAACUGGGCCUUCAAUCUAUACGACCUCAACAAAGAUGGCUGUAUCACCAAGGAGGAAAUGCUUGACAUCAUGAAGUCUAUCUAUGACAUGAUGGGCAAGUACACAUACCCUGCACUCCGGGAGGAGGCCCCAAGAGAACAUGUGGAGAGCUUCUUUCAGAAGAUGGACAGAAAUAAGGAUGGAGUAGUGACCAUUGAGGAAUUCAUUGAGUCUUGUCAGAAGGAUGAGAACAUCAUGAGGUCCAUGCAGCUCUUUGACAAUGUCAUCUAGCUCCCCAGGGAGAGGGGGUUAGUGUGUCCUGGGGACCAUGUCUAUUCCUAGUCCAGGUGAACCUCACCCUCCUCUUCCCAGGUCUGUCCUUAUCCUAGCUGUACCCUGGGGGCUGUAGGAAUUUAAGAUCCUGGGAUUUAAGUAGUCCAGAUCCCUGGAGCUAAGGGACCAGAGAGGGCAGAGUAUAUCUGGUGGGUGUUCCCAACUCCCAACAGCUCUCACCCCCUUCUCACCUGACACCAGUGCUGAGGGCCCCCCUGAUGUAGGACCUAAGUGAUUCUCCACCCCUACCCCCCCAUCUCACUCUAGAAACCAUGACAUUAGUCAGAAUGUUUCCUGCUAUGGUGCUUCCCCUAGCCCUGAUCUCAUUCAACUUUCCCCUAAAACUCACUUCUCAGAGAAGAUGCUCUGGCCUUGUCCCUGGCUGGCUUUUUUCAACCCAGCCUUUGAGAGCCCUAUGGGAGGGAGACAAGAAAGUAGAGAAAGAGAUAUUUCCUGGUUCAGUCCUAGGAGUUGACCAGAGUGGAAAACAAAGCAUGGGUAGGCCAUGAGGGCCCAGACCUGUUAUGGCUCCCAGGUUCCACAGUCUGCUACUCAGGCCAUCAGAAUAUGAGUUUCCAGACUUUUCAGAAGGCCUUAUGUUCUUAGAAAUGUCCCAUAAAUUUACCAUAAACUUCUCAGUGUCUUAGGAGAGCCUGGGAUCCAGAUGUCUGGUUCAUCCUUGGAAUUCCUCCUUCUCCCUCCUUGCUCAUGUGGUUGGAGUACUGGCCAGAUGGGUAGGAGGUGUCCUUGCUGAUAUCUAUCAAAGUUUCAUCCUACCCUCCCUGCCCAUCACCUGUUUUGAUGGCUUGAAUUUUCAUUUGCCAUGACCUCUAGGCUUAGAGGCAUGAUGUGAGUCAGGGUUUUUCCUGAAGUUGUAUCCUGUCAUUCCUCCCAGUGGCUGCCUUAGGGGACAGGCAAGGAGGAAGGUAGGCGCAGCAUUCGAGGCAUUCAUUAGAAUUUUUGCUCAACUUAGGCUCUAUUCCAACCCCCUACAAUUCCCUAGGAUCGCCUAGGGGCUCCUCUUCAUCUAUUCAGUCUACCCAGAGAUACUGCUGAGCACACCUAGAGGGCAGGGACCAAACCCUAGGACCCAGGUCCCACCUCAUUGUCAGCACCCCUGCCAUGCUGCUACCCCAUUAAUAUACCUGCUUGUCCCACUCAGCUCACCUUCCCAGUCAGCUAGGACCUGAGGGAAAGGCCCCCAUAGAGCCCCUCUCCCAUCAGACAUUGUUGACUGCUUUGCAUUUUGGGCUCUUCUAUAUAUUUUGUAAAAUAAAUACACUAGAUCCAAUAAAACACAAUGGCUAUGCA
Nannospalax galili (Upper Galilee mountains blind mole rat) is the source of this 2477-nucleotide messenger RNA. It is a transcript of the gene Kcnip2, whose product is annotated as potassium voltage-gated channel interacting protein 2. Gene Ontology annotation, molecular function: potassium channel regulator activity; calcium ion binding. The record is from RefSeq and is a predicted model, not a curated record. The coding region runs from base 312 to 1124 and encodes 270 amino acids. The transcript is spliced from 10 exons. Gene Ontology annotation, cellular component: voltage-gated potassium channel complex. NCBI's taxonomy places the organism in Eukaryota, Metazoa, Chordata, Mammalia, Rodentia, Spalacidae. Gene Ontology annotation, biological process: regulation of potassium ion transmembrane transport.